UCUCUUUGAUGUUAUUUUCAACAGAGGAAAUAUAUGCAUUUUCCAAAGUCAUGAAAUAAGACAUCUUUCUCUUGCUAUUGACAAUAGCAAUGUCACUGGAAUGGGUGUGUUCCUCAACAGUGCUGUGGUUCUACUUGCUACCAGCCUGUGCCAAGCCCUGUGUCUCCAGCCUGAUGGGAGCUGCACUGGAGUGGGAAGCCAGUCUGAAAAAUCCUACUGGAAAGUGCAUAAAAUCAGCUCUGGUAUUUGCAUGUUCGAAAGUGUGAAAAAUGAACGGAUGUAUCUAAGGAUUAAGGAUGGCCAGUGUGAUGGAACAGGUACAGGAGAUACUGACUGUCAUUUUAAAAUUAAGAAGAACUUGGAAAAUGCAUCUAUAAGCCUGGAAUCCAUGAAAAGCCCAGGAUUGUUUGUUGGACUUCAGCCAGAUGGACAGGCAAAACCAGUUAUUUAUACUAAGAAUGGGAAUGUUUUCUUCUAUCCCCAGGUCAUCAAAUUUGGCAGAGAAAACCCAAUGCGUAUGUCAGCAACACCCAGCCAAGAGGAGGAAAAAAUCCAUGAGUCAAAAAACCAGCAAGAAACACUACCAGAAUCUGAGGCCAAGUGUUCCUUACUUUCUUCAGCUGCAAUAGUAAGAUACUAUGUUGAUGUCCAUACCGGGCAACUGAAGCAAGCAGAAACAGAGUCUGAAGUUUCCCUGUGUCUCUGUGGAGAGAGGGGAGACUCCGGUCUUAGACUGCUGGACAAAUCUAAUAUGCCAGUAAAAUUUCAAAGAGGACAGACUGAUACAUUUCAAGUGGAAACAGUGUCACUUGGAAAACUGCAGAAGGUGCUGUUGCACUGCGAGGCCAGUGAGGAAUCCCAGUAUUGGUACUGUGAGAAGGUCGUGGUCAGAGAACUUGAGACUGCAUCGGAGACUGUCUUCACCUGUGAAAGAUGGCUUCCCUUUAUGUCUCAGGGCAUAAUUCAUUCAGAAAUUGAACUUUAUCUUGAAGAAAUGCAAAUAAAUCAUCAACCUAAAAUACAAGAGGAAGAAAAUGAAGGAGAUUGGAAGGUGACCAUUGUCACUGGGGAUCUUGAAAAUGCCGGCACUACAGCAACAGUAUCUCUUUAUGUCUAUGGAGAAGCAACAUGUUCAGGUCCUAUUAUUUUGGGAUCUGGAAAAUACCAGCUGUUUAACCCUAACAGUGCAGAUAUAUUCAAGAUUAAUCUUAAAGAUAUUGGUGAAAUCUAUAAAGUACGCAUUGGACAUGACAACAGUGGAAAGGAUCCUGCAUGGUAUCUGGAAGAAAUUAGGCUUGAAAAUAUAGAUACAUGUGAGGUGUAUUGUCUAGCUGUUGACUCCUGGAUAGCUGAGAAUGAAAAUGGUGGAGAUCUAUGGAAAGAAGUACCCAUGGCAAGAACUAACAAAGCACCUUUACCAGUGGUGGUUUAUGAGAUCUACAUGUACACGGGCAGGAAGCCAGGUGCAGAGACGGAGUCUAACGUGGUUAUCAACCUCAUUGGCACCAGAGGAGAUUCAGGGAACCGAAGGCUUCAUCAAUCCCAAAAUAACACAGUCAAGUUUCGGCGUGGACAGGUUGAUAUUUUUUCCAUUGAGGCAGUGUCUCUGGGAAAACUGAAGAAAGUUCUGAUUAGUCAUGAUGGGACAGGUCCAGGUAACGGAUGGUUUCUAGAGAGUAUUGUUGUUAAGUCUGAAGAGGAAGAUGGCAGUCAAGAAGUGCUGUUUCCAUGCAACCGGUGGCUAGAUGAGUACCAAGAUGAUGGCAGGACUGAACGAGAAUUGUUCGCAGAACAUGAAGUCUCACCAUGAAGGAGAGACUGAGUCUGUGGCUUCCUGAUGGGGUCAACAUGUGUGUGUCUUGCCUUCAUGGUGCCUUCAAAAGUCUAUUGAUCUCCUGGUGAUAGUAUAUUUGCCCUCCUCUCAUACUGGAGCAAACAGCUGGGGAGGUCAGCUUAUUCUGGACCCAUCGUUUGCUUGAGAACUUCAACAGUUGGGAGAAGAAUCAACCAACAACUGACCAAGAUUAGUCCAUGAUAGAUGGAGUAGGGACACACACUGUUUCUUCUUAUGGGUGAAAUAGGUGAAGGGGAUUAAGAGUACACUUAUGAUGAGCAUUGAAGAAUGUAUAGAAUUGUCAAGUCACUAUGUUGUACACCUGAAACUGAUAUAGCACUAUAUAUUAACUGCACUGGAAUUAAAUUUAAAAAAAAAAUAUUGUUAAUCAGAGAAAGACAAUUGUCAUAUGAUUUCACUCAUAUGUGGAAUAAAAGAAACAGUCCAGACAA
Lutra lutra (Eurasian river otter) is the source of this 2286-nucleotide messenger RNA. RefSeq names its product lipoxygenase homology domain-containing protein 1-like. The transcript has 14 exons. The record is from RefSeq and is a predicted model, not a curated record. Gene Ontology annotation, molecular function: protein binding. Lineage: Eukaryota; Metazoa; Chordata; Mammalia; Carnivora; Mustelidae. The coding region runs from base 101 to 1810 and encodes 569 amino acids.